Molecule: messenger RNA, 1017 nt
Organism: Suncus etruscus (white-toothed pygmy shrew)
Lineage: Eukaryota; Metazoa; Chordata; Mammalia; Eulipotyphla; Soricidae
Gene: C1QTNF4
Product: C1q and TNF related 4
Exons: 1
Coding region: 1-1017 (338 amino acids)
Molecular function (GO): protein binding
Source: RefSeq, a predicted model, not a curated record
AUGCCGCUGCUGCUCAUCCUGGGGCUGCUAGGCCCCGUCACCUGCGGGGCCCUGGGCCUGGCCCCGGCCCCGUCGGAGCUGCGCUCGGCCUUCUCGGCGUCCCGCAGCAGCCCGCUGGAGGGCUCGUCCGAGCUGCCCGUCACCUUCGACCGGGUGUCGGUGAACAUCGGCGGCGACUUCGACGCGGCCACGGGGCGGUUCCGCUGCCGCGUGCCGGGCGCCUACUUCUUCUCCUUCACGGCGGGCAAGGCCCCGCGCCGCAGCCUGUCGGUCAUGCUGGUGCGCAACCGGGACGAGGUGCAGGCGCUGGCGUUCGACGAGCAGCGCAGGCCGGGCACGCGCCGCGCCGCCAGCCAGAGCGCCCUGCUGCAGCUCGACUACGGGGACACGGUGUGGCUGCGGAUGCACGGCGCCCCGAAGUACGCGCUGGGCGCGCCGGGGGCCACCUUCAGCGGCUACCUGGUGUACCCCGACGCCGACGGGCCCGCGCUCCCCGGCGACGACCCGCGAUCGGCCUUCUCCGCGGCCCGCACCACCAGCCUGCUGGGCUCGGACGACGCGGCGCCCGGCCGCCCGCCGCACCCCCGGCCGCCGCGGCCGCUCACCUUCGACGCCGAGCUGGUCAACAUCGGCGGCGACUUCGACGCGGCGGCCGGCCUGUUCCGCUGCCGCCUGCCCGGCGCCUACUUCUUCGCCUUCACGCUGGGCAAGCUGCCCCGCAAGACGCUGUCGGUGAAGCUCAUGAAGAACCGCGACGAGGUGCAGGCCAUCAUCUACGACGACGGGGUGUCCAGGCGCCGGGAGAUGCAGAGCCAGAGCGUGAUGCUGGCCCUGCGGCGCGGGGAUGUCGUGUGGCUGCUGAGCCACGACCAUGACGGCUACGGCGCCUACAGCAAUCACGGCAAGUACAUCACCUUCUCCGGCUUCCUGGUGUACCCCGACCUGGCCCCGACCACCUCGGCUUUGGUGGCUGCAGGAGUGCCCGGAGUGCCGGGCUUGAGGCCUCCCGAGCUCUGA